AUGCCUCGCCAAUCAAAGAACACGCCUAAGAUCCGUGUAAACCGCCGUCAACGAGCUAAAAGUUCUUUUGCUUUGUUCCGUGCUUUGGAUGUGGUUCAAAAUAAAAAUCGACGGUUGGCACAAAAAAUUGAACAAUUAAGAAAACGAGUACAAGAGUUGGAAGAACAAUUAGAAGAGCGGCGGGAACAAGUUGUGGAGAUGGUACAGAGGAAUUGGAUGAGAGAGGAAGAGCAUAGUAGAUUAGUGGUAGAACGGAAUAGGUUACGAGCUCGGAUGGAGAAUUUGGAAAAAA
Molecule: messenger RNA, 292 nt
Organism: Racocetra fulgida
Lineage: Eukaryota; Fungi; Glomeromycota; Glomeromycetes; Diversisporales; Gigasporaceae
Source: the annotation of a GenBank genome assembly